Messenger RNA from Cucurbitaria berberidis CBS 394.84, 1548 nucleotides. RefSeq lists its product as uncharacterized. Lineage: Eukaryota; Fungi; Ascomycota; Dothideomycetes; Pleosporales; Cucurbitariaceae. Bases 1 to 1548 code for a protein of 515 amino acids. The record is from RefSeq and is a predicted model, not a curated record. The transcript has a single exon.
AUGGCGUGGUUCAUGAGGGGUGUCCAGAGUGCCGUCUUCCACUACGCGUCGUGUGCCCCCUGCACCGGCUACACCGAUGGCAGGAAGAGACGGAAAGCCGCAAAGCAGGCCAAAAAAGUACGAGAGAAACUGCAGCUGGAAGACCCAGAGUCGUAUUACCAUCCAGAGCCCACUGGUACCAAUCCAUACUGGGGGGAAGAGAUCGCCAUGGGCCCGGGUCCGCCGCCUCGAAGAGCACGGAGGACGAAUACGGGCAAUACGAGUAGCACACGAGGCAUCACCACAGCGGAGACACGGAGCUCAGCUAUGAGCAAGGGUGGAAGCAGCUUGGAUGUCGCGAGGCCGGGCGAUAUGCGACUCAGCGACGAUACGCUCGAGGACGACAAUUGGAACCGCAAACGCUACCAGAGGGAAGACGAGGACCUAUGGGGCCACGAGGACCCGCCAAUUCCCCUCCAGCAUACCCUCUCUGGCUCGUCGGUAGGCGUGGCAGGCUUCCCACUGCGAAGACCAGCCACUUCCACAACAGGAAGCUACUACUCGGCCCGCGCCCCUCCUGUCAACGAACUCCAUCCACCAGUCGUCAGUCUUCCGUCCCCAGACCCGGCCGACAACCGCUGGAUGCUCCAGCCGCCGCCCAAGGCUAGUGUCAUGUCGGGCAAAGAGCGAGCUUCGAAUCGAAGUCGGAGUGGUAGCGGCGCAAGCAGCCGCGUAGAGCUCAGCUUGCAGCGCCAACUCAACACAAAGCAGGUGCAGCAGAGGCUCGAACGCGGAGAGACUCCGGAGCUGCCUUCGAUAUCGCCUAUGAGCUCGUACAGUAAUCUGGUGGCUGGACAGCGGCAUGAUAAGUCCCAUACGCCGCAGGCACGACCGCCGAGCUCCAAUGGCUCCAAGAGAAGGAAGAAGAAGAGGGACACUACUGUCUCGCGGACAGACACGGCCAUGACGCGAACAGAUACCAUGAGCACACAUCAUUCAUCCGGCGAUUCGAGCGACACCAUUGUACGAGGGAGGCCCGUACCACGAACCGCUCCCAUUCCUGACAUCGAAGUCACACGAGUUCGCCAGAACCGCCCUUGUCUCUCGACUAUAGUCUCCAGCGGCUCAGGAGCCAACGACCUCUCACUAUCCUCAGUACACGGGUACGAUAGACUCGGUAGUAGUGACCAAAACGCCCUCCUCGAGCUACCCACGCCCGUACAUCACCGAGUUACAUCAACACCAUCAUCAGACUCAACACCCUACCUUAUGAAUCAUGACGCCCCCCUCUCCUCCUCGGAUAUCUCCUCUCUCAACGUACUCCAAGAUCUCGUCUCCCCCCGCGCUCUUCUAAACUCAAGAUUUGUGUCGGCGCCGUUGGUGGAAGCCAAAAUCCGGCUGCCACCUUCUGCGGAGAAUUUGAAACGAGAUCAAGUGUGGAAUGGCAGUAGAUUUGGCGUUUCACGCGGUUGGGACGCGGGUCAGGCGAAUGAGCAGAUCAGAGUACCGUUUGAUAACUUGGGACCCCCGCAUCGCGACCCGAGACUGAGAUGGAGCGUCGACUUUUAA